UGGUGUUGUCAUUUUGCUUCAGGGAGGAACCUUCACUAUUUCAAACCUUGGCAUGUACGGGAUAAAGUCAUUCUCUGCUGUAAUCAACCCUCCACAGGCAUGUAUCCUAGCGGUGGGUGGGGCAGAAAAGAGGCUGGUCGUGGAUGAAGACAGCAAUCAAGGAUAUGGCCAGGCCAACAUGAUGUCUGUAACUCUCAGCUGUGAUCAUCGGGUCGUAGAUGGAGCUGUCGGUGCCCAAUGGCUCGCAGAAUUCAGGAAGUUCAUGGAGCGACCAGAAACCAUGCUCCUAUAAUGGAUUAUAUAGGAUAACGGUCCAUGGAACAUGAAAUCUCAAGUGCUAGAAAAACAAGUGCAAUCAGAAAACUGGAACAGGAACAACUGGCAGUUAUAGUGCCUUUUUGUUUCUGGUUUUUUUACCCUACAGCAGUAUGAGAAUGUCUCCAGUGAUGAUCUGAGUGAACCAAAAUGAAAUUUCGAUACAUGUGUGCUGUCUGUUAUGAUAAACAAGUUCACGCGCAGGGUGUCAUACACUGAUAUAACAUGACACUUAUCUGAUGACAAGAUUCAAGGCCUGCAUUGAUAGCUAGAAGGAAUAGGAGAGUGUUCUUUGUGAUAUUUUCCUUAAAGUAGGAUGUCUUGAGGUCUUCUAGAUGUGCUCAAUUUCAGACCGAAAUGUCCAUCCGAUCAAGAUACAGCAUUUCUCUUCAAGGAAUAUUAGGUUUCUAGUUUUGUAGAACAAUUUUCAUGGGAGUUAUCAGAUCACUUGACUAGCUGCGAACCAGGGGACAAUACUCUAAUGAUAUUUGAAGUAGGAGUACAGACUUAUGGGCUCACUACGGUAAUAGUCACAAACACAACACUACAAGUUUACUUAAGAAUUAUGGUGGAGAAUAAUGUAUUUUCUCCAAUUAUAACAUGAUAAGGAAGUAAUAGGGAGUUGUUUUAUAGAUAGAGGAAGUAAAUUACAGUCCAUGUUUUUUUCUUUUAAUGUACUGCCUAUGAUAUAUAAAGCCAAAGUUUAUAAACCAGUUAAAAUCUAAAUUUGGAAAAUGUAAUUGUUACCUCCUAAAAUGUUGCGAAUAAGGUGCCUCUUUUAGUUGGGAAACCAUUGCUUAUUCUAGACGGCCAAUUGACUUCAAGGUUCUCUUAUUUUCUAUUAAUUUUAGAGAGUAGAAUAGGAUAUCAUUAGUGGAUCUUGAAUACCACAUAAAAGAUUUAUUCUCUCCAGGUUUUUAUAUUUUAACAACAUGUUACUUUAGUGCUAUUUCAUUUGACGAACAAGUUAUCAUGUUGUGUUUUAAGAUUAAAAUUUUCCCCCAGACUACUAAUUAUACUUUUGUACUUGUCAUUGAUGAUGAGUAGGUAUUUAUGAAGACAAACAUCCUGUAUUCCAGCAGGCAGCACGUUUGUGAUAACUAGCCACGAAUGUGUCGGUUACUGAUGGUACUAACCCGAUACAGUAUGUAUGUAGUACAUGGAGACGUUGAUGUUUUAUGCUUUAUAUUAGAAGGAUGUCGGAGGAAGGACCGUGAGGGUGAAAACCGAGACAUUGUUAAAAUUGUGUUUUACCCAAACAUUAUGUUUGUAUAUAAUUUAUUCAAAUUAAAUGUUGUAAACAAAUAA
Messenger RNA from Mizuhopecten yessoensis (Yesso scallop), 1623 nucleotides. Its product is annotated as dihydrolipoyllysine-residue acetyltransferase component of pyruvate dehydrogenase complex, mitochondrial-like. The transcript has 3 exons. Gene Ontology annotation, molecular function: dihydrolipoyllysine-residue acetyltransferase activity. The record is from RefSeq and is a predicted model, not a curated record. Lineage: Eukaryota; Metazoa; Mollusca; Bivalvia; Pectinida; Pectinidae. Gene Ontology annotation, biological process: pyruvate decarboxylation to acetyl-CoA. Gene Ontology annotation, cellular component: pyruvate dehydrogenase complex. The coding region runs from base 53 to 292 and encodes 79 amino acids.